GAUCCCCUUGAGUCAGGGGCUUGUGCCGGAGCUGAGCUCUUCCCUCCCUGAAACGGGGGGUUGUGACACCCACCCCUCAUCUCUAGCGCCCCCUCCUCACCUAGUUGCCCUGCUCUGACAUUUCUCCUCCUUAGCUGCUCUCUCCCUUCUGCCUCGCCACCUCCCUCCUUUCCUUCCUCUUCUCCCAUCUAAUCUUUGCAUCAUCCCCCAGCUGUGAUAGGGAUAGGGGUGGCUGUCCCCAGCGCGGGAGCUGGGCUCACCCCUUGGGUUAUGAGCCUGACUGUCUUUGGGAUCUUACAGGGCUGUCUGCCAGUUACAUACUGUCCCAGGAUUGUCCCACAUUCUCCAUCCUGGCCCUGCUGGUGCUUCCUCUCCCAGCUAGCUUUAGGCAAAGGCCUCCCCAGGCCUGUUAUCUUCACUAGGAAGCAUGGAGUUUGCGGAGCUAAUCAAGACCCCUCGAGUUGAUAAUGUCGUACUGCACCGCCCUUUCUACCCUGCCGUGGAGGGGACUCUGUGUUUGACUGGCCAUCACCUCAUUCUUUCUUCGCGGCGCCAAGAUGACGCUGAGGAACUGUGGCUGCUGCACUCCAAUAUUGACUCUAUUGAAAAAAGGUUUGUGGGCUCACUGGGUACCAUCGUCAUAAAAUGUAAAGAUUUGCGAAUUAUUCAGCUGGAUAUACCUGGAAUGGAGGAGUGUUUGAACAUUGCUAGCUCUAUUGAGGCUCUUUCCACCUUGGAUUCUGUCACUCUCAUGUAUCCGUUCUUUUAUCGACCCAUGUUUGAAGUUGUUGAAGAUGGCUGGCGCUCUUUUCUGCCUGAGCAAGAGUUUGAGCUUCUCAGUUCAGUAACAGAUGAAUGGCGUCUAAGCUGCAUCAAUAAGGAAUUCUCUAUCUGUCCUUCCUACCCUCCAUUCGUCAUUGUCCCCAAAUCCAUUGAUGAUGAAGCACUUCGGAAAGUUGCCAUGUUUCGCCACGGCAGUCGCUUCCCAGUCCUCAGCUAUUAUCAUAAGAAGAAUGGUAUGGUAAUGAUGCGAAGUAGCCAGCCUCUUACAGGUACAAAUGGGAGACGAUGUAAAGAAGAUGAGAAGCUUAUUAAUGCCACACUACGGGCAGGCAAGCGUGGCUACAUUAUUGAUACGAGGUCCCUGAAUGUCGCCCAGCAGGCCAGGGCCAAAGGAGGAGGUUUUGAACAGGAAGCACACUAUCCGCAGUGGAGGAGAAUUCACAAAUCUAUUGAGAGGUUUAAUAUUCUGCAGGAAAGCCUCAUCAAGCUUGUGGAAGCUUGUAAUGACCAGUCGCACAAUAUGGACCGUUGGCUCAGUAAACUGGAGGCUUCUAACUGGCUGACUCACAUCAAGGAGAUACUAACUGCAGCUUGUCUAGCUGCUCAGUGUAUUGAUAGGGAAGGGGCAUCGGUGUUAGUUCAUGGGACUGAAGGAACUGAUUCUACGCUCCAGGUAACUUCUCUGGCACAGAUUAUCUUGGAUCCAAAAUGUAGAACCAUACGUGGCUUUGAAUCUCUCGUUGUGAGAGAAUGGCUUCAGGCUGGUCACCCUUUUCAGCAGCGCUGUGCCCAGUCAGCCUACUCGAACAGCAAGCAGAAGUGGGAGGCCCCAGUGUUUCUCCUCUUUUUGGACUGUGUGUGGCAGAUCCUUCGUCAGUUCCCUUGCUCCUUCGAAUUCAGUGAACACUUCCUCAUCAUGCUCUUUGAACACGCUUACGCUUCGCAGUUUGGGACGUUUUUGGGCAACAAUGAAAAUGAGAGGUCUAAACUGAAGCUGCAGCAAAAGACUAUGUCCCUGUGGUCCUGGGUGAACAGGCCUCAAGAACUGAGCAAAUACAAGAAUCCUCUUUUUGAGGCCAACAGUCUUGUCAUCUGGCCCUCUGUUGCCCCGCAGAGCUUGCAGCUCUGGGAAGGUGUCUUUCUUCGGUGGAACAGGUCUUCCAGGUUCCUUGACGAAGCCUAUGAAGAAAUGGUCACCCUUAUAGAAUACAACAAGCAACUGAAAGCAAAGGUUAAUGCAUUGAGGAGGAAGUUAGCAGAGCUGGAAACAGAUGAUCGAAUGCAGGAGAACGCAUGAGCUUGCAGGGCUUUGGACUCGGGUUUUUCCUUUCAACUCCUCUUUACACUAAAGACUAGACAUGGAAAGUGCAUGUGUUGCAGAGCCCUCUGGUGCAACUGAUCCUCAGUCCUCCCACUGCUGAAACCUUCACUUCACACUAUGUACGUCCCUGCUGUUUGGGAGAGAUCUCUUUUGUUUACAGAAGACGUACACAACCAGGCGUGGUAUCCUCUCUUGGCAGCUUUUCUGUCUCCAAUAAAUUGUGCACAGUGUCAGCAUAAGCUGGAACUCUUACCUCUGUCCAACUCUGUUUGGAUGACCAGGAUGGGCCAAGAGACGGGAUGUUUCAAAUUUGUCUUGGACCUUCUCUGUUGAACUCUCUAAACACUCCGUUUGCAGGAAUAAAAUACAAAGUUAUAGGUAGAUAAAGGCAUUUUGUCUGAAAGCACUUUUUUCCCCCCAAGAGUAGGUCAGGCAGCUUAGUUCUUUAGUGUCCUAGAAAUUCUAGAACUGGUAGUUAGAUCAUACCGUUUUCUACACGUUUAUACAACACCUUCAGAAGCCUUCACAUCUAACGUUUGGUUGUUGUUUUAAGAAUUGGCUAGGGAGCAGUGCUUGAAUACCGAACCAGGGCAAGAAACUUCAGUGCAAUACAGAAUUCAAGCAGGAAUUCUUUUAGCUUUUAAGCCAUGACCUUCGGGUGGAAUUGUCCCUCAUGGACAAAUAUCUCUCAACAAAUAAGCUUUAUUUUAUUCCACCUGGAAAACAGAGGCUAAAUAGUUGGCAGAGGUGUUCACUUGCUGAGUAAAACUGUGACUUGGAACUGUCCUUUUAACUAGAGCCACGCUGCCCUCUUGAAACUUCUGGUUGCACUGGCUGUUUUUGUAAGUUUAAAUAGAUUCACAGCAUUGCUAGGGUGCAAGGGCACUUACAGCACCUUUUAAUCUACAUCUCAACAAAAGUUUUUGCUCAAAAAAAAUUUUUGCUUCAGGUGUAGUUUUUCCUCUCAUGUUCAUACAAGGUAUUCUACAUCCUUUGUGUUACACAGUCAAAAGCAAAAGGUGGGACUAGGUCUGAGCUAACAUAUCAGGUAUCUUUUGCAGAUUAAAAGGCUGUCACGCUACAAAAACGCUCACUUGUUUAGAUCGCUUGUAGCUGCUAAAACUACUUCUUGUAGCUGCUAAAACUACUUAAAGAUACUAGGGGUCAGCUUUUUUUCCCCAAGUUAAUGUUGUCCUUUGUAGCUGUUCUUUGUUUCUGUGGCUGCAAUCUGCCUCCCUUUUAAUUCAGAUCUUUGCUGGAGAUUCUUUUUCUUCCUUUAAAAAGGCAGUCGAGAAUAGGUCUGAAAUACUAACUCACCUAGACAUUUGUUCAACUUGAUUCCAUUGGUAGCUGUACAUGACUGAGAAGAUUUGAAUUAAACAGAUUGUUUGGCUGGGAUUACUUUAAAAGUUGCUCACUGUUAGCUGCUUUCUUCUGAAGUGAAUGGAGCUGCAUUAGGUCAAUGUUGACCACUGUGGAAAGCGUUGAACUUCUCUUAGCCAUGGCAUUUUCUGUUUUGGAGUGAAGAUGCCUUUAUUUAAAAGCUGCUUUCACAGAAAUACAUGUGUGUGUAUAUGAGGAUGGAGGGUAUUUAAUUGUCUUAGAAGCAUCUGGAGAGUGGUGAUUUGCAAAAAUCCUAUAACCUAAAUAUGUUCUAAAAAUAAGUGUUCCAUAAGCAAGGAAAUCAUUUAUAUAAAAUUACUCGAUAGUGAUUUUUAAAUGCUACCUUAAUGCCUUUUACUUCAGUCCUUGUUUCCUUAAGUAUUUUCUUCUUGACUAGCCUAAGCUUGGUCCUAAAGUGUUUGUUUUUGUUUUUUUGUCUCUUCUCUCCCCAGAAGGGUUAACCUGCAUGGUUUCAUUUUACCAGGGCUGGUCUCUUUAAAAAGAGAUCCUUGUUUAACAGAAGUAGCCUGAGGGCAGAUAGGUAAUCUCCCCCCCCCAACCCCCCCCCAAUUUUAAUAUUAAAUUAUUUUUAGAUUUGGAGAAGAAUAGUCUUGUUCACUAAAUCAAGAUUGACGUAGGGAGUAGUUUUCUGGGCAGGCUAGUGAUCUUUAUUGCAUAAUGGGGAGACGCAGGUUGGGCAAGCCUUCCUCCCACUGCCAAACCCCUGAUUUUGGAACUGUCUUCCAGAUAUUUAGAUGUAGGCCCUUGAAAUUACUGCUCACCCUUUAAAGUUAUGGCUAUGUUGUCUGCACCUGCCUUGGAGGAGUAUUCCUAUCCAAUUCAGCAUUUCUGCUGUGCCUGUCUGUCUGAAAUGCACCAUUACUAGUCAGAUGGGAAGGAUUCAGAAGGGACUGUUUUUUUUCCCCCCAUAAUAGACUAUACAUAAAACAUUUAAAGGUUAUGUAAUUUCCUAACAUAGUAAUUAUAUAUUGAGCUAAAUAAUAGAGAAGCAAAGAGGUUUUUUGAUCUAAUUGCCUGGCUGUUCUAGUCUCUCAUGCAAACUGCAUGCAUCUGAGAAAAUUGGGUAACCAGCUGUGACAGCUAAUAAAAGGCAGAAUAAUCUUUGAGCUGGCAUUUUAUCCUUGACUUAUGUUUCAGGCCUGAGUCCACCCUUAAGUGGUGUGUGUGUUUGCCUUGGCUUAGUGGUAGUGUGGAUCACAGCCUUAACGUUAAAAUGCUAGUGUAGCUCCGAACAGUGACAGUAGCUCUUUCCUGCUUCCUCUGCCAUACAGCACCUUGCAUUGACAACAAAUCACAAAACUUGGAGGCUUAAGUUAACUUCCAAAUAGUCGCCUUCCUGAGACGCUGCCUGGGAGCAGUCCUGCAAGAUAUUGCAUGUGCUGGAGUUAGGGUAGGAUGUUUGGACCCUUGCAGGUCGUCUUGGGAGAACACAGUUCCCGAACCUUUUGUGGUAGCCUAUUUACAUGUUCUUUUUUGACCUUUUCAUCCCCAGCGCCUUCCAGGCUUGAGUCUGGUGGCUACUGAUAAUACACAGUGGAGCCCUCCAGUUCUUUGCUUACCUGUACGUCCACAAUCUUUAUUCACAUACUUAAUGCUAAUGAUCAGCCUGCUGCUUCUUAGAGAGGGAAGCUUGCUGGACUCCUUGCCUCACAACGUCACUGACACGCUGUUCACAGGUUACCCGCGUGUACCUGAGCUGUAAGCAUUGUGGUAGCGUCCAACUCUGGCACUUCAGAGUGGCAUUGCCUUACACUAUUGCUGAGACACCUGCUUCUGUUCUUUAGCACAUGGCUAUCCACGUAACAAGCUGGACACAGAGCCCCCUGAAAACUCCAGGGGUCAAUCAGUGUGGGCACUCUGCCAUUUACCAAAAAAAAGGGAAGAAGAACUAACUUGCACAGUUUUCAUAAACACAAAGGGAAUAUAUACCUUCAAAAUUUUGAUUGUAUUGCUCUAACUCUUGAAUGUGGCGAUCUGUUGAAGUGCACUAUUGUCCAUGUUGCAUAUGAUAUAACUUAAAUUGCACUGUAUAGCAUAUUGGCGUCUCACGUAUGCUUUGCUAAAGCCUUGGAAAGUGCUAUCGUGUACAGGUUCCUGUACGAGGGAAGAUGUCUAUACUAGCAAUUCUACCUUUUUUGUAACUGUGACAUUGAAUAGCACUGUGUGAAGUCGUGUAUUAUAUAUCUGUUACCUAGUUCAAAUUUGUGGAGUGCAUUUCUGUCCAAACAUCUGGAAUUGCUAAUUGGA
Molecule: messenger RNA, 5755 nt
Organism: Struthio camelus australis
Lineage: Eukaryota; Metazoa; Chordata; Aves; Struthioniformes; Struthionidae
Gene: MTMR9
Product: myotubularin related protein 9
Biological process (GO): phosphatidylinositol dephosphorylation; negative regulation of autophagy
Cellular component (GO): membrane; cytoplasm
Molecular function (GO): phosphatidylinositol-3-phosphate phosphatase activity
Source: RefSeq, a predicted model, not a curated record